Molecule: messenger RNA, 2107 nt
Organism: Vigna umbellata (rice bean)
Lineage: Eukaryota; Viridiplantae; Streptophyta; Magnoliopsida; Fabales; Fabaceae
Product: serine/threonine-protein kinase BSK5-like
Biological process (GO): protein phosphorylation; brassinosteroid mediated signaling pathway
Molecular function (GO): ATP binding; protein kinase activity; protein binding
Source: RefSeq, a predicted model, not a curated record
AGCAAGGAAGUGCAAAGGUGUGUGAGAAGAAAGGAGGAAUGAUGAAGAGAAGAGGUGACUGAUAUCAUUCAUUCACUGCAGCAGGAGCAGCACCACCGCAGCAAACACACACCAAAGAAAAAAAGAAAACCUUUCGAUCCCAAAAAAGUCAUCUUUUUUCCCACCCCACUUUCUCUCUUCCCAAACACCGCCGUAUUUCGCUUUCUCCUUUCUUUUAUCCCUUCCAUGCCAUACUCCUCUUCAAUUUCCCUUUUUUAAUCUUAUCUUUCUUCUCUCUAACCCCUUCUUCCAUUAAACUGACACAUCAAGACCUGUUGCUGUUGGAGAGCAAAAGGGUCUCAUUUACUCUCUCUCUUUCUCUCUCUUUCUCUCUCUCACACACAACACACAUACUCUUUUUUCUCUUCUGUGAUUGCACUCUCUCCGAUGGGAGCUCGUUGCUCUAAAUUCUCUCUCUGCUGGUGGCCUUCCCACGUCAAAUCAAACCUCCAUGAUUUGUCUGAUAAUGAUGAUGAUGGGAAGAGGAAUGAGAAGGAUCCUUGGGGAGGGUUCAGUGAGUACAGUUUGGAUCAGCUGAGAGUUGCCACCUCAGGAUUCUCACCAGACAACAUUGUCUCGGAACACGGUGAGAAGGCUCCAAAUGUUGUCUACAAAGGGAGGCUUGAGGACGAUAGGACGGUUGCUGUGAAGCGCUUCAAUAAGUCUGCUUGGCCUGAUUCUCGACAAUUCCUAGAGGAGGCACGUGCUGUGGGGCAACUGAGGAGUGAAAGAUUGGCUAACUUGGUUGGGUGUUGCUGUGAGGGAGAAGAGAGAUUGCUUGUUGCAGAGUUCAUGCCCAAUGAAACUCUCUCUAAACACCUUUUUCAUUGGGAAGCCCAGCCUAUGAAAUGGGCAAUGAGGCUGAGGGUGGCCUUGUAUUUAGCUCAAGCUUUGGAAUACUGCAGCAGUAAAGGAAGGGCAUUGUACCAUGAUCUUAAUGCUUAUAGAAUUUUGUUUGAUCAGGAAGGCAACCCUAGACUCUCUUGUUUUGGACUCAUGAAAAACAGUAGGGAUGGCAGAAGCUAUAGUACAAAUUUAGCCUUCACACCUCCAGAGUACUUGAGGACAGGAAGAAUCACUGCUGAAAGUGUAGUUUACAGUUUUGGCACCCUAUUACUUGAUCUUCUCAGUGGAAAGCAUAUCCCACCGAGUCAUGCACUUGAUCUUAUACGAGGCAAAAAUUUUCUGUUGCUAAUGGACUCAUGUUUGGAAGGUCAUUUUUCAAAUGAUGAUGGAACUGAGUUAGUGAGAUUAGCUUCGCGCUGUUUACAGUAUGAACCUCGUGAGAGACCAAAUGUUAAGUCGCUCGUGACUGCUCUGACCCCUCUUCAGAAAGAAACUUCGGUACCGUCAUAUGUUUUAAUGGGCAUACCAGAUAGGAGUCUGUCAUCAAAGGAAACAGUUUCAUUAACACCUUUUGGUGACGCUUGUUCCAGAAGAGAUCUGACUGCAGUACAUGAGAUUUUGGAUAAAGUGGGCUACAAGGAUGAUGAAGAUGUUGCUAAUGAGCUUUCCUUUCAAAUGUGGACAAAUCAAAUACAAGAUACUCUAAAUUCUAAGAAGCAAGGCGAUUCUGCUUUCCAUGCUAGAGACUUCUCUACAGCCAUUGACUGCUAUACACAAUUCAUCGAUGGUGGAACCAUGGUAUCACCUACCGUGUAUGCCAGACGCUGCUUAUGCUAUCUGAUGAAUGACAUGGCUCAAGAGGCACUUGGAGAUGCCAUGCAUGCUCAAUCAAUAUCUCCAACCUGGCCCACUGCAUACUAUCUUCAAGCAGCUGCUCUCUUCAACCUUGGCAUGGACAAUGAUGCACAGGAAAGUCUUAAAGAUGGAACAACACUGGAAACCAGGAAGUAUAGAAACUGAAACUGUAUAGUCUUUUUCUCUCUUCUACUUCCCCUCAUUGAUCAAGCGAAAUUUUUACAUAUCACUGUUAGUUGUAUGUAAUUUAUAUAUGCUUUUUAGACUCCUACGAUGACUCUAUGGCCUCCCUGCAUUCUCUUGUAUUUUUGGUCCAAUGAUGUGAAUCUCAUUGCUCAGAUUCUCAUUAAAGAUUUCCUAUUUCCAA